AAUUUAUAUCUGCAUUCCAUAUCCGGUCUUAACAAAAAAUAAAAAUGUUGGCAACAUUUUAUACAAAGGCAAUUUUUCAGACAUUUCGUAGUUCUCUUUCAAUUAAGGAAAUAUACGCAAAUUAAGUAUUCAAAAAAUACUUAAAGAAUCAGCAGGUUUGUUUGGAAUAUCAAAUGUUCAAGCUAUUGAAAUGAUGUUUUCGUUUUCUUGCCGUUGUUAUAGACGCCGAAUGACUGACAGAAUGAAUGCAUCAUAUCUUAAUAUUAAUAUCUGACCAUUCACAAAACAAUCAAUCACACUUCGAAAGCCAAAUAAUUGAAAAUAUUUUAAAUAUUUAUUUUUUAAAUUAUGGUUUCAUAUGUGUCACGCACAUUGAUAUGUGUAAUGCACAGUUGCGCACUUAACCAAAAAUUACAUCGUUACUGCUUCCUGCCUAAGAAAAAGUCAAAGAGUAUGACAAUGACAGUAUAAGUAUACUGUAUACCCCCAAGUUAUAAUUAUAAUUCAUGCUUCCAAAUCCAAUCACUCACAAUAACUUAACCAAGCCAUUUUAAUUUUACUGCUCUUUAUUUGGCUUUGACACAAGUAUUUCACUCACUUGUGUAAGUGUAGAAUAGGAUAUUUAACUUCUAAGAUCUAUUUGAUGCAACUAUAAACUGGAGAGGCUGUUUUAUUUUUCCCAUCACUGCUACUCAACUCCGCUUCCUCAAUAAAUACUAGGCUACUUAUAGUGCAAAUAGUAAUUGGCAAUAUAACUUACAUGUCAUAUGAUAUAGGCUAUUGCUUACACCACAGAAUAUAUGAUAGAAAUAGGCACUCCAAUACUAGUUGCGCUGGCCGUAAAAAAAAAAUGUGGGCAGCGCAAGGCCGAAUUUGCAGGAUGAGCUGGAGAUGUCCUUUUUCUACACAUCUCACAGCCAAUUCCACCUUAUGUAUGUUUCUCAAGGUAGAUCAAGGCUUUAAAAAAUUUCGUCAUAAAAAAUAUGCAGAUGCAAGUCUUCCUGCUUUGAAAAAAUACAUUUAUUAUGUUAACGUUACAAAAACAAUGACACAUUCACUCUCCUCUCAGUUCAUUGAGAGAAACCCCAAUGCUUAAAUUUUACCAGGAAUUUUGUUUUCAUAACUAAAUAAAAUACCUUUAAAAUAUAAAAGGAAUACCUUAAUGAAAGCUAAUUGGAUACAUUUUCUGGAAUGAAUAAUGAUAUAUUUGUUCCCAUAGCAGCUGAUGCAAAAAAAACAAAAAAAAUUAUACUUGAAUCAUGUGUAUUAAUUUAUUUUACAAUUGAUGACAUUAAAUACAUUUCAUAAAGACUACAGAAUUACAAUAAAGUUCCCUGGAAAUAUAUAUAAUGUAUAAUAUAAUUUUUAAUUACAAAUUUUGUUAUUUCAUGAAAUAUACAUAUGAAUUAUACGAUCAUUUAAUGAUUAUUAAGAUUGUUUUGUCAUCUUCAUGUAAUAAAUUAUAACUCUAAUGUACAAUAGAUGACCAGUCAUUUUCAUACUUGGGCACUGCACCAAUAUGUUUUAGUGCAUGUCUCACUUAGUUGAUAUGAUGUAGAUAUAAAUAAAUAAUUUUAAAACACUUUGUCAAAAUCUUUUGUGUGCAGGUCUUUAAAAAUAUGUAUAAUAUUACAUUAAAGAAUGCAAUAAAUGUUCAUAUUUUUCCAGUGAAUUUUCAAGACAGUAUGCAGGAAGUCAAUGUUAAAGUUGCUGUACGGGUAAGCGAUUAGAUAGCUAUCACGAGAUAUUACAUCAUCGCUGUGAAGUUAAGAAAGAAUUACAUUCUUGUGUGUUUGUGUGCACACAGUUAACUUAAUUUAUUUUUAACAUCAGUUUUGAUAUUUGCACAGGUCCGUCCCUUACUUCAGAAAGAAAAGUUGGGGGGAGAACAAGUUUGUGUCCGAGUUGGGUCUAAUUCUGGCCAAAUUGUAGUGGGUACAGAUAGAUCUUUUACAUUUGAUAAUGUUCUCUUCAACUGCACUCAGCAGGUAUGUAUAUAAUGUAUAUUAACAUAUUACAUGUUUACUUGCAAAAAUAUAACCAUUACGUGAGGAACUCUACCGAGAAAAAAAAUGUUCAAAUGCAUGCAAACAAGUAUUAAAAUAAUUUUAAUGAAAUCAAUUUUUGUUUAAAUAUGCCUACUCAGUAAUUACUAAAAAAUCUAAUUUGUUUAAAUUUCCCUACUCAGCGUUAAUAAUUUAUACAAGUGUAAUUUAUCCUUCCAACUAUUCAAUUUCUAUUUUAUUUUAUUCUAAAAAUAUUUACUGUUGUUGUAGGAAGUCUAUAACAAGUGUGUGGAGCCACUUGUACAGAGUAUCUUUGACGGCUACAAUGCUACUGUAUUUGCCUAUGGACAAACAGUAUGUGAGAUUUUAGUACCGGUAUUUCAUAUUAAAAUCACGCUUUUUAAUUUCUAAAGGUGUUAAAAAUAAAUUAAUAAAGGCACAAAAUCUAAUGUAGAUUUAAUUAUUGGUAGCUUGAGACCAGGUCUACCACCCAUAUCUGGUUAAGUAAAUAAAAUAACCAGGUCUGCUCCCAAAAGCUAAAUUUUGUAAAUGUAAAUUGAGCUCUGAAUGAGUGUUUAGAAUUAUAAAUUUUUUGGUCUAAUCUUAACUCUGGCAUCUCUUAUUUACAAUGACACUUGAAUAUUUCUUUACUAUAACACUGUCAUUCUUACCUUACAACAGCACUGUCAUUAAUUCAUAAAAAUAACACUGUCUUAAUUUAAACACUGUCAUUCUUACCUUACAACAGCGCUGUCAUUAUUUCAUAAAAAUAACACUGUCUUAUUUUAUUAUAAUAACAAUAUCAUAAUUUCAUCAAAAUAGCACUUUCGUGAUUUGAUUACAAUAACACUGUCAUUAUUUUAUCACAGGGAUCUGGAAAAACAUAUACAAUCGGUGGAGGGGAUAUAACUGCUCUGACGGAAGAGGAAUAUGGCACAAUUCCACGAGCUAUCCAUCACAUGUUCAAAAUUAUGGAGGUUAAAACUUAAAAUGUUUGUUUUCCUUUGAGUGUUAGAAGUAUUGAUGGAUUGUUUGUGUGUAAAAAUUUUGUAUUGGAAAAAAUUAAUGAUUGAUGAACUUGUAAAAUAGUUCAUUAAAUACAUGAUUCAUGAACAUGUAAAAAAAAAUAUCAAGUUUCUGAUCUAUGAACAAUUGAAAUUUAUUAUUUUUUUAUUUUCAACAGAGCACAAAGAAUAAAACCUUUUCAAUCCAUGUGUCCUAUAUAGAGAUCUAUAUGGAAGAGUUACGUGACCUUUUAGCUCUUGACACACCUUCAAAAGAUCUUCAUGUUCGUGAGGACAGCAAAGGAAAUACAGGUAAUAGAUGAGUUGUCCAAUAACUAAGAUAAAUUUAAGUACACGUGAAUUUAAAUGUUGCUGAUGUUGUUCUUUUUUAAAGAGAUUAAAUAAAGAUUUCAGGAAUGGUAAGUUUAUGAUCUUCGUGCGAUUUAAUUCUCUAUUUCACAUUUAUUUACACAGUGAUAAUAGGAGCAAGGGAGGUGGAGUGUGAGACCUUGGAUGAAGUUAUGUCACUUCUGGAAUCAGGCUCAUCGGCCCGACACACUGGAUCAACACAGAUGAAUGAGCAGUCGAGCCGCUCACACUCAAUCUUCACAGUUGUCAUUGGUGGGUUGAUGGGUAGCGCCACAGCAUAAUUAUGUGCAUAACAUUAAAUGGUUUUCAAAUCUAAAUAAGAUAAACUAAACAUAGACAUGUUUAAUAAUUGUGGCACAUUAAUCAGCAUGUCAGCUGAUGGCAGAUUAAUCAGCAUGUCACCCGCUGGCCCAUUAAUCAGCAUGACAGCCGAUGGCACAUUAAUCAGUAUGUCAGCCGACAGCACAUUAAUCAGCAUGUCAGCCAACCAGUCAGAUCAAGCAGAGGGAACCACUGAUGGAUGCAUUCAUCUCAUUAGAAAAAUUAUAAUUUAGUGCAGCUUUGUGGUGAUUGACUAAUAAUUAUGUCACUAACAAGUGAGAAAAGGAAAUAUACGAGUGCUAAUAACAAGAAACAUAAUGUAUAAAAGGCAGAUUUUUGUAAAGCUAAAUUAUAACAGAAAGUCUUCAGUGGUCACAGUAGCGACAAGAGAUUAAAUUUGUUAUAAAAUUGAUUUUUUGGAUUUUGUAUUUCUAUAAAUUUUUGGUUCUGUAAAUUUAAGUGGGUUUUUUUUUCCUUAUUUUUAUACUUCUAAUUUUUAACAAACUAAACAUAAGGACAGAUUAUGCUCUAGACUAUAAAUGUCCAAUGCAUAAACUGAACUAUAUUACUAUAUAUUUUUAACUUCAAACCUCUAUAUUUUUAGGUCAAAAGUGGUCAGAGUCAGAUCCAGUGACAGAGAAGAGACUGAAGCAGCCUAGUGACACCAGCCUGGAUACAUUAGAAAAUGAGGGUAAUAUAUGUUGUGAUAACACAAUCCAUUAGAACAUGAGGGUAAUCUAUGUUGUGAUAACACAAUCCAUUAGAACAUGAGGGUAAUCUAUGUUGGGAUAACACAAUCCAUUAGAACAUGAGGGUAAUCUAUGUUGUGAUAACACAAUCCAUUAGAACAUGAGGGUAAUUUAUGUUGUGAUAACACAAACCAUUAGAACAUGAGGGUAAUCUAUGUUGUGAUAACACAAUCCAUUAGAACAUGAGGGUAAUCUAUGUUGUGAUAACACAAUCCAUUAGAACAUGAGGGUAAUCUAUGUUGUGAUAACACAAUCCAUUAGAACAUGAGGGUAAUCUAUGUUGUGAUAACACAAUCCAUUAGAACAUGAGGGUAAUCUAUGUUGGGAUAACACAAUCCAUUAGAACAUGAGGGUAAUUUAUGUUGGGAUAACACAAUCCAUUAGAACAUGAGGGUAAUCAUGAGGAUAACACAAUAAGAUUAGAUUUGAGUUUUUUCAGCUUUCCAAUCAUCAUUAUGAUUGUAAGAAAAUAACUCUUGAUAAGCCUUCUGAGUUGACCACCAGGGACUGUUGGAUAUAAAGAUGAAUGAAACAACAUAUUAUUUAAACUUGUCUGAUUCAUCAGCUUGUUGAAGCCGACGAUGGUAAAGCAAGCAUUGAUGGGAAUUAUAUGUGUGGACUUCAUUUAACUUUCAUUUUAAUCCGUUUCCAUUUGGCUUCUAAUGUGGAAACCUUGCGAUACUUUUUAAAUCAAUUUUUUUCAUUGUGAUAAGAAUUGAUAAUUAAAAUUUGUAUAUACUUGAAUCCCCAGACAUCAGCCAUUACAUGAGUGGGAAGUUCCACUUUGUUGACCUGGCUGGGUCAGAGAGAGCUCACAAGACGGGCAACAUUGGGGACAGAUUUAAAGGUAAACAUUUCAUUUGGGACAUUUGGGUUAACAUGUAAAAAAAUCUAAACUUGGUGUAAAAAAAAACGUAAGCAUUUUUGUGGUCAAAGGGAUCUCUUUAAGCAGUGUUUUCCAAAAAAAAAUGAUAAAGGGACAUAAUAAUGUCUUUGGGGUGUUUCUUAUGUAUGUCAUUUAUAUAUAUAUAUAUAUAUAUAUAUAUAUAAAUAUAUACAUGCAUAGAUUUAUAAAUUCUUUAAAAGACAUGAAAACCUUGGGCAACCACCACAGAAUAUUUCAUACAUAGACUGUGUCUCUUCUUUGAUACAGAAUUACAUGCUAAAAGUUCAGGGUACGAUAAAUAGUGUUUCUUUUGGAGUUAUUGCCCAUGGCUUAAUUAAAACUUUGUAUUUGUUUGAAGAGCACUUCAAUCUUGCAGCCAUAAAUUACCUUGUAAGGAAAUAUUACCUCGCCUUGCUGAUUCAAAUCUAAUUCCAUUUUUUAAAUUUUUUCUCCUAGAAUCUAUUCACAUCAAUUCUGGUCUGCUGUCACUGGGAAAUGUGAUAAGUGCCCUGGGUGAUGUCAAGAAAAAGUCAACUCACAUUCCAUACAGAGAAUCUAAGAUCACCAGACUAUUGAAGGUAAUGUUUGGACCUCGGUAACUAGUAAGAGACAUUUUAUAUACCACAAUAGCUGCUCACUCUUGCAACACCACAAUGGCAGCUCACUCUUGCAGCACCACACUAGCAACCCAUUCUUGCCACACCACAAUAGAGCUCACUCUUGCCACAACACAAUAGCCACUCGCUCUUGCCACACCAUAUUUACGAUCGAUACUACUUGCAUAAUUAUAGUGUACAAGUUACAGUAAUAACUUGUGACAUUUGGGUAACAAAUUAUGUGUAUUGUAUCAUUUGUACCUGCAAUUGAUUUUUUUAAUGUGAGGUUUUGUAAAACAAUCAAUUUUUUUCCCCUUCCAUCAGGACUCGCUUGGUGGUAAUGCCAAAACUCUGAUGAUCUGCUGCGUGAGUCCAUCUUCGUCCAGCUUUGAUGAAUCUCUCAACUCUCUGAAAUAUGCCAACAGGGUAACACAUUGUUUCACCGGCUUACAUCCACUCAUUUACAUCCACUCAUUUACAUCCACUCAUUUACAUCCACUCAUUUACAUCCACUCAUUUACAUCCACUCAUUUACAUCCACUCAUUUACAUCCACUCAUUUACAUCCACUCAUUUACAUCCACUCAUUUACAUCCACUCAUUUACAUCCACUCAUUUACAUCCACUCAUUUACAUCCACUCAUUUACAUCCACUCAUUUACAUCCACUCAUUUACAUCCACUCAUUUACAUCCACUCAUUUACAUCCACUCAUUUACAUCCACUCAUCAACCUUAACUCUUAAAGCUGUAUUUGGUUUUUUUUAAUAUUUUAUUUUUGCUUAACAUUUCCAUUUCGCUAAAACAAAAAAAAAAUCAAUGACAGUGCUGUUCUUUAAUUAGGGGCUUGACGUUACUUCAACAAGAACAAACAUUUAAUUUAUGAUUAAAAAAAAUAAUUUUUUUUUUACUGGUCUGCAAAAAAUAUUACAGUUAUUGUUCAUAAUUUAUGCAACUGCAGUACUUACAUGGUGUGUCAAGACACACCAGAGUUUCACGGGUGUGCCACAACAUUUUAUUUUAAUUUAAAAGGAAAGAGGAUAAAAAUCAUUAUAAAAGGAAUUUUAGAAAUUUAACAUACAAAUUGGGUUGUCAUUAGGGCAAAAAUUGUUACCAUUCAUAUAAUCCAACCAUCUAAUGUACCUGGUAAAAAAGAAUAAAAAUAAAUUUCUUUUAGACCCUUUUUUUCACCCAAAACAGUUGAAAUUUUUCAAAAGAUUGAGAUGUUGUGUCCAAUCAUUUCACUAAGUGUGUCGUAAAAUAAAUGAUGAGUCAUCAAAACAUAAAAUUUCUUUCUUAAUUUUUUUCUACUCACCAUACUGUCGCUUUAAGCUAUACCAUAAAAAAGACAACAACAGUUUCUCUGAAAUAAUGUUACACCCCAGUAAGCCACACCCAACGAUCCCCAUCCUGCUCCAAACUUCCAAGUGUUUCAAUGAACCAACAGUCUUUUUUUAUGCUUAAUCUCCAGGCCAAGAAUAUAAGGAACAAACCCGUUAUCAACAGAGACAUGCAGUCUAUUCGAUUUGAAGAAAUGCAGUGUGAGAUUAAGGUAAAAAUGUACUACAUACGUUUUACAGUUAUGGGUAUCCUAAGGAGGGGGCAAGGACGCGCAUCCUCCUCCCCACCCUUUUUUAUUUUCCACUUUUAAACUUAAGAUUACAAAUAAAGUCCCUGUGAGGCUGAGUCAGGAGGAGAUGCAGGACGAAACAAUUUGAAAUCUUCAGCAGGAACUACUGACGGUCAAUUUGGUACACCAGUGGCAGUAAAUGUGACGACGUGAAGCAACAAAAAAAAAAAAAAAAAAAGAAUACAUUGAAAAGGGGCAAAAAACCUGUGAGGCUGAGGCAGGAGGAGAUGCAGGACGAAACAAUUUGAAAUCUUCAGCAGGAACUACUGACGGUCAAUUUGGUACACCAGUGGCAGUAAAUGUGACGACGUGAAGCAACAAAAAAAAAAAAAAAAAAGAUUACAUUGACAAGGGGCAUAAACGGUAGUCUAUUUACCUACCUUAUUCCUUUCAUUAAAAAUCAAUUUAAAUGUAUUGAUAAACGUUGCAUUCCAUGACCCUCCCACAAAGAUUUUUGCGCAUGCUCAUGACCCGUGAUUUAGAGCAAGCGUUCUAGUUUGAAAUUCUUUGUGUCGUUUGCGUCACACUUCUGCUCGUCCAAGCAGCAUUUCAUAUAAGAAAUAAUUUCUAUGAUUACCAGGCCCUGAGGGAGGAGCUUGCAAGACAGAGGACAACCAUGAGCUUGUACCCUGAGGCGGACGGCCAGACAGACGCCGGCCGCACCAAGGAGCUGGAGGACAAGAUAAGCAGGUCAGCCGUUUGUGCAUUAACCUUUGACCCUUGAAUAUUUUAACCUUGAAGGUGACAACAAAGAAAAUCGAACACGGAAGAAACGGGAGGGAAAACGUUAGUUAAAAAAGAUAGUUAAUUAUAGUUAACAAGCAUAUGAUACUGUAUUUGGUUUCAGCCAAAGGCCACAGUCAUAGAGAACAGUUUAAGUUUAAAGCCAUAUUUUAUGACUUUAGUUUAUAGAUGAAGGUGACAACCAUAGAUUAUAACUACAGACCUGUUUAUCGUCUGGUUAGUGUCAGAGUAUUUUUCAGCUCUCAAAAACGUAGUUUCAAGCUCCAAAGAGAGGUUUGGUCAAUUUGGGGGUGAGGAGGGGGGAGGAGGGUUUACAAUCAUAAUACAAGGUGUCAGGAAAUCCACUCAGCUGCUUAUAUACGUUAACAUAAUGAUAUAUAUAAGUUAUGGUUCUCCGAUUCUUUGAAGAAUGUCAUUCUUUUUGGAUUGCUAGCGGUGCUAACACAAAAAUUGUGGUAACUUUUUACUGAUAUUUUUUAAAAAUUAAAAAUAAACCAAAGAAAUGAAAAAACUCCUGAAAACUUAGUUUUUUUAGGCUCAUCGAAGUGUCAUAGUUUUAGGCUAAAAAAUGUACAGCAAAAGCAUAGGGUUAAAUAAGUCUCAGCUGCAGGUUACAUCCAGAAGUUACUGCUACAGAUCACAGCCACAGGUCACUGCUUUAGGUCACAGCAUAGGUUAAAUGUUACAGCCAUAGGCUACUGCCGAAGGUCACAGCCAUAGGACAAAGCUGCAGGCUACAUGUUACAGCCACUGUAUAUUUGGAUGUUUUUUAUUCUGCCCCUGCAGGCUGCAGACCGAGUGUGCCAAUUACAGGAUGAUAGCGGAGGAGGCUUACAAACACAUCCUGGACAUACAAGAGAGGGACAUCGUGUCCAAGAGUCAGAACCUCAGAUUGAAAGACUGGAUGGAACUUUUAGAAGAGGUUUCCUUUUUGAAUGGUUUUAUGUGGUCUCAUUCUCUUUACUAUAGCACCAUAUUCAUAUACAGUUCCAUAUGGUGUUGUAAUGUUUACUAUAGAACCAUAUUCAUAUACAGUUCCAUAUGGUGUUGUAAUGUUUACUAUAGCACCAUAUUCAUAUACAGUUCCAUAUGGUGUUGUAAUGUUUACUAUAGAACCAUAUUCAUAUACAGUUCCAUAUGGUGUUGUAAUGUUCUGUUUACUAUAGCACCAUAUUCAUAUACAGUUCCAUAUGGUGUUGUAAUGUUCUGUUUACUAUAGCACCAUAUUCAUAUACAGUUCCAUAUGGUGUUGUAAUGUUCUGUUUACUAUAGCACCAUAUUCAUAUACAGUUCCAUAUGGUGUUGUAAUGUUCUGUUUACUAUAGCACCAUAUUCAUAUACAGUUCCAUAUGGUGUUGUAAUGUUCUGUUUACUAUAGCACCAUAUUCAUAUACAGUUCCAUAUGGUGUUGUAAUGUUCUGUUUACUAUAGCACCAUAUUCAUAUACAGUUCCAUAUGGUGUUGUAAUGUUCUGUUUACUAUAGCACCAUAUUCAUAUACUGUACCAUAUGGUGUUGUAAUGUUCUGUUUACUAUAGCACCAUAUUCAUAUACAGCUCCACAUGGUGUCGUAUAAACAUAUAGCAUCAUAUUAUUGUACAUUUCCACAUGGUGUUGUAAUGUUCUGGACAGAAUUACUUUUGUUUCAUAUAAUUACAUAUAGUUUUAUAUAUUAAUAAUGUACAUCCAUUUAUCCCAAAGUUUAAUCUAGUUUUAUGCAGUCUUAUUCCAUUUUCAUAAUGUUGUUUACAGUAGGCCUAUCAUAUUCAACAGAUUCUUAUAUUUUAAUAUAGUUUCAUGUAGUAUAUAGAGUGAGAUUUUUAAAAAUUUUAUGGAACUGUUGAUGUUACACUAGAAGUAACACUAGAAGUAAGAAAUAUUUGCUUAUCAGAUGCUCUUAAUAUGAUUUCUAUAAACUGAUAGAACCCAUGAUGACCACGUUUGAAUUUUGAGGUUGAUGCAUUCCACAGAUUAAAAAUAAAGUCCCCAUGAGGCUCAGUCAGGAGGAGAUGCAGAACGAAACAAUUCGAAGUCUUCAGCAGGAACUACAGAAGGUCAGUGCGGUACACCAGGGGCAGCAAGUGGGACAAGUUUAAUGUCCUUAUGACUAGGGGAAGUAACUAUGUGUAGCAACAAAAACAAAAAAGAUUUCAUAGUCAAGGGGCAGAAACUAUAGUUUAUUUAUCUUCCUUAUUCCUGUUAUAGACUCUUAAUUCUUUUUCACAGUGCCGAUCACAUCUUGAGAGUGAUGAAACCAUCUUUGCAGACAAGACAAGGGAGGUCAACUACUUGAAUGAAACCAUACAGGAAAUGGUAAAAGAUAGUUGCAGUUUUUUAGCCACAAAUGUUCUUUCUAUUUAAGAUUCAAUCACUGGCUUUGAUUUUUUUUUUUAAAGUUCAUUGUUAUAAAUUGUUAUUGUUCUUAGCAGUUUUUGCUUAACAUUUAAGUUUAAAAAAUUCUUUUGAAUUAUUUAUUACAUGUUUUAGGUUUCUGAUUAAUUGAACUUUAAAAACAUUUAUAUUUGCUUUAUUUCUUACAAUUUUUUUUAACUUGAAUUUUUUUUAAAUUUCUGCUUUGAUGUGCGCUUGUGAAAUUUAGGAAAAGUCCACAAAUUAUUUGGAGACCCAGCUGGAAGAGUUGACUCUGUUGUGCCAGCGGCAAUCUGAACAGCUCAUAGCACAACAGAUCAGAAUUGAUGUACUUGAGGCACAGUUGAAGGUUUCUUGAUUCAUUCUAUUUCUUUUUAUGUAAACUCUGAAUUUGGGGGUCAUGUCAUGGAGACGUUCAUUGUACUAUAAAGGAGCAUGACAACUGCACCCAUUGAAUAAAUAGACAGACAUAGUUAUUGAAAUAACUUGAUUUCUUCUUUCAAAAAUCUUAUUUUGUAAUCUAUCCUAUUUUUUUAAAAAUCAAGUAUUUGAAUUUCUUUAAUUGUAACCGAGAUCAUUGCACCACAUUUUUAGUUUAUGGUAUUAACAUGUUGCAUGUGUCAAAACAGAUGCCUACAAUACCAGCCACCAGCAUUGAUGAAACAUCAUCCUUACCAUCACUACCGGCCUACUCCGGCAGACGGCCCAAAUCUGUCCCUGCGCGCAUGCACACAAAUAAAGAUGAGGUAAAAGUUAUUCAACCUAUGACUCUGUCAUUUUAGAGUUGCAAUGAUAAUUCUCAAAACGUUUGUCAGUUACACUGUAAAACAAAGUUUGAUAAUUAAAUGGACAUUUUUUUGAAUUUGAUAUUAAUAUUCAGGAUAAAAUAAUACUUUUUUUUUUUUACAAAACAUUUUACUCCCACCACCAAAACUAGGCCAAUCUUCUGCGUCCACCCUCUCGGCUGAUCAAAACCAGCCCGGCCCUCUUCACACUAGAACGAGUCAUGCAGAGUUUCAGAGCUCGGAGUCAGUUGCUGAUUAGCAGACUGGAGGACUCUGAUGAAGUCCUGCACCAGACGUUCAGUGAUGAUGAGGAUCUGGAGGAGGAUGAGGGAAGGAAUCAGGACAAAAUGAAGUUUGUUUUUAAUUUGCUGCCUCAUCUUAUAUAGAGUUUAACAGUUAAUACUUCUGAAUGGAAAUUAGCGUCAUUAUUUAAUGCACAUCUGUAUGCACUGUUAUGCUAUCAACAUUGAGAUAGUUCUGUCAUACCAUACUAGAGUCAUUUUAUAAAGAAUUUAACAGUUUGGAAAACAGUUAACAAAUUUGUAUGGAAAAUAGUGUCUUUAUCAAAUAUCUGUAUAUACUGUUAUCCUGUCUAAAGUGAGAUAGUUCUGUCAUACCAUAGUAGAGUAAUUUUAUAACCAAAUGUGAUUCCCUAGUCACGCCAUUCUUUUGGGAGUCCCUGAAGAAGUUUUUUUUUUAUGCAUACACACACAUACAUUAGAUGGCAGGCUCAAAGAAGCAUGAUGUUUGUUUCACAGGACAGGCUCUCAAAUCCAAAGACGUGACACAUUCAAUGUUAAGAGACCUGUCCAAAGCCAUGAAGUCAACAGGUCACAAAACAGAGGAACCUUUCCAACAAUGCCCAGCACGAAUGGUACGUCACAUGUAGGACAGCUGGUCAGAAACAGCAUGUCACAAGUAGGAUACCUGGUCAGAAAUGGAAUUAUUGGGUAACAAAUAAGAUGUUGGGUGACUAUGAACUUUGUCUUAUUGCAAGUUGUCUUUGUUAACCUCUUUUUUUUUUUUCUUUUUUUUUUAAAUUUAUCAUGAUUCACAAAAAUAAUCAUUUAGAACCAAAAGUAAAUAUUAUUUUAUUUUUUUUUUUAAAUUUAUCAUGAUUAACAAAAAUAAUUAUUUAGAACUAAAAAUAAAUAUUUAUAAAUAAUAAAUCUUUUUUUUUUUUUUUUAAAUUUAUCUCUAAGGAAGAAAAAAAGAAAAUAUUCAUAUUUAACAUUGCAAUCUCAUGAGACUUGAAGAAUUUUCAGUUUUUUAAAGAAAAAAUGUGUAAGUCUCCACUUCUGAGAAAGCAAUGAAUAUUUCCUUUUUGGUUUAGAGUCUUUUUUUUCCCCCAUCAGGUAAUUGUGAAAUUACCAGGGCCAGCACCCACCUUGUUGAAAAACGCUCUGACAUAAGCAGAUCUAGCAACGAGAGUGGACGUCUCAUCAACAUGGAUGUCCAGUCCAGUGCUGAGAUUCACAGGAAACUUAUCAAACAGUCCCAGCUGAAGGCUCUGGAGGCACAUCAGAAGAUCAGGGAUCUGUCCAUCAAUAUUAGGUCAGCUUGAGUUAGGGUUUUGCGGAUCAGUUGUUUUUUUGUUGACAAUUUCUUUUAAAGUGUUUUCAUUUUUUAAUGUGUUCAAUACCGUUUGGAUACAGUGUUACAGGAAAUAAGCAACUGUGUCGCAUGAACAUCUUGCCUGAGGAUGCAAAAUUAAAUAAAUUAAUUAAUGAUUCACAAACAAUGUUUAUUUUUAGGUAGGAUACAUACGCAUAUAUAUAUGUAUAUCUUAUGUAAUUUAAUUAAUAAUAAAUUCAUUUAAUAAAUGUGAAUUUAAUUUAUACUUCUAUGAAUUUUUUGUUGUUGUACUGAUCAAGGCAUUUGCUGAAACACUUGUAUUCUGUGUAUUCAUAAUGAAAGCUUAACAAAUAUAUUGAUUUAAUUGCACAAAUUGUUUGUGCAUCAUUAAUCUACUUGAAAGCUUUAUCGCAGCCCAGAACUGUUAUAACUAGUUCGUUAAAUAUAUAAACAGCAAAUUCUGCACAUCCUAACAAAUCUGUCUCCAUUUUAUUAUUGAUGUAUCAUUUAACUGAAAUGGAAACCUAAAUUUUGGAACACAAUUUUAAGAUAAAGUUUAAGGAAAGCUUGGAUUAAAUUUCUUUGGUCAGACCAAUCAAACCAUAAAAAUUCAUGAGAGAAAUUAGAAGGAAAAAAAUGUAUUCAUUUUGUGUCUUUUUAAUCUGUUCAUCUUUUAAGGAUGAAAGAACAACUGAUCAGAGAACUGGUCAGGUCAGAGAAAGAUGCAGAGUUGAUGAACAAACAGUAUGCAGAGAAAAUCAAAGGCCUGGAAAAGGUACACAAAUAAGCAGAGACAUUUAAAAAAUAAAAGGAUCUUGAAAGUCCCUGCUAUGUUUGUCUAGCUCCAUUUUGAGCAGCGUUACUUUAGCCUCUCUGACAUGGUCAACAGCAAAAAAAAGUUUACUUUAGCCUAAUUUAUUUCAACUGCGAUAGCAAUGUAUUUUGGCCUAAUCCGACUUAUUUUUUUUAGGAAAAAGAAGCUGCCAAGAAGGAUCUGACAGAAGUUCAAAAGGCCCUGCAAUCUCUGGAGACUAAAGACAAAUCGGAAAUCUCCAACAUACAGAAAUUAGAAAUGUAAAUUGUGAUUUAUUUAUAUACAUUUUAAAAUCUUCACUUGGAAUGUACAGAUUUCAAAUUAUUUUCUCUACUGGCGACUUGAAGUAUGUAUAACUAGACUCUAUAAAUAUCAGUUACUUAGAGAAAUCCUCCAAGUAAAUUAUCCCCUCGCUCUUCCGAAAAAAUAACAAUUAUUUUCCAUUUUUAAAUUAAAAUGUCAAACUGUUGUUUUUUUAUAAUUAAUUUUGUAUUUUAUUUGUUUGUGUCUAUGGAUUUUAUCACAAGUCUUUCUCAUCUCCUAGUCAAUCAAUACAUCAGCUCUGGUCAAACAAUUUUGUCCUCAUGAUUUACAUACUUUCACAAGGUUUUUAAACAAAAUUAAUUCCAUCCUCAGUGACUAUAAAAAAAAGAUUGAGGAAGCAAAAGCCAAAGUUUCAGCCCUACAGAAAAAACAAAAAGAAACAGAAAAAGUUGCCAGCUUUGCCCACCAGCAUGAGAAGAAGUAAGCCAAAGUCACUUUUUUUAGAACAGGUUUUUUUCCCCUUCAAAUUAAAUAAAAUUUUGUCUCAUUACGUAAAAAUUUCAAUUUAUAUGCUGUUAUAACUAAAAUAUUUUCUUAACCCGUUUUUUUUGCUGAUGUUAUUUAUAGAAUUCAGGACUUGGAGUUGGCCAUAGACAGGAUGAAACAACAGCAGGAAACUCUGCAAAAAAAGCUGAAAGAAGAGGUUGAUCAGAAAGCAAGGCUGGAGGUAAGGCCAUAUUAAGUCUAUUUUCAAACAAGUUUUACAAAGAUUAAAUUUUUUAGUAAUUAUUAUUAUUUUUUCGUCAAAUUUGUUUUUUGAAAACAUUUUUAAAAGACUUUCAAGUGAUUAACAUUUAGAUGAUGAUAUACUGUGGCCAUCGGAUUAUUUGUUUAUAUAAACCAAUUCUGUCUAACCUUUUUGACUCUGUGGGCCAAAAUUGUUUUCCUUUGAACCAGACGUCUCAAAAGAAAGAUUUAAAAAAAAAAAAAGAAAUGCUUUCAAAUUUCCUAUACGUUUUUUUCUUACCAUAUUCUUUAAGAGUCACGUGUUAGCAUUAUCAGCCCAUCAUGUUAUUGAAGCUAAUAAAAGCUGUAGUACUUUUUUUUUUAAAAAUAUCUGGCUUUGAUUAUCGUACUUGCAAUGUUUGGUUGGUAUUCAGUAACAGAUCCCCCCUCAUCAGAUUUCCUAAAUGUUCAUCAGUCGGAGCCGUGCAAUUUUUUUUUACUUGUUGUUGGUCAUGGCAGAGAGUCCAGCUUCACGCUGUAUUCUCUUGAUUUUGUUUCUACUGGGUAAUCUUUGUAGAAUCUGUAUGCACUGACUUGUAGGGUCUCAGCAAGAUUUCAUAAAAGAACUAGAAGUCUGAAUUACUAAGUACCGGUUUCAUUUUGUCUCAAACUUACAAUCUCUCCCCAUAACUCCCCAUAACCUGGCUAGAAUGCUUUUAAUUUUAUCUGGUUCACAAACCCCCCCCCCACCCCCACCCCCCACCCCCUCUCGAUGGCCACAAUCGUUUGUUAUACCGGUUUCAUCUUGGCUCAAACUUACAAUCUCUCCCCAUAACUCCCCAUAACCUGGCUAGAAUGCUUUUAAUUUUAUCUGGUUCACCAACCCCCCCCCCACCCCCACCCCCCACCCCCUCUCGAUGGCCACAAUCGUUUGUUAUGCCUUUAGUACCAAAAGAUCUCAUCUGGGUUAAUCUGACCAGAGGACUUCCUUUCUUCCUGUCUAUAAAGCGUAGUUGUUAACCCAGGGUGCUUAGUUAUCCAGUUCAUCUAAACCAGUUCCCGUUGUGUGUGCAUGGACAUUUUUUAUAUGAACAGCCAGCUACACAUCAAGUUACCGUACUGUUGGUUUCUCAAUCUAUCUUUUCCAAUGCCGUUAAUACCUGGUAAUAAUAAUUAUACCUGGUUUCUGCAACACCUCCCUAGUGCAGGCAGCGAAAAGAAGAAGACACUAGUUUCCAAUUUCAUGUCACCCCCAUGUUCCCGAAUUGUUGACCUGCUGAUGCUCUUAACAGAAAUUACUGCUACCUGUCAAACCCUGUGAAUUCCUUCCAAGCCAUGACUUCUCCUCUGCCCUUAUGCAUUUUCUGAACAAUUCUCAACUUAUGAAUGUUGUUUGAAUUUGUUUCCACUUAACUUGAGUAUUUUUUACAUCCAUAAUAAAAAAUAUUGCUCAAGUUCUGGUGGGCCAUUUAAAAUAAGUCACAUGCUGGAUAGCACUGAUAUAGAUCUUAGGUUUCAUAAGUACUUAUAGAAAAAUUAUCUUAUGUGUAACUUAUUUCUUUUAGGUGUCAUUAUUUAUCUAAAAUCAUAAGUGACUUAUAUACUUAUAAAUAAAAAAUAUUAUGUGUCUUAAUUUAUUUACCAAACUCUCUGGUUCAUUAUUUUUUAAUAAAAAUUUAAUGUGACAUGCCUUACUUAUAGAAAUCGUUGGUUCAUUAUUAUUUUGCCAACAGAAAGAAAUGCAGCGGGAGGUGCAGAGAGUUAAGGACCUUGAGAUCAGGGAUGAGCAGACACAGAAAGUGUUGAAGAGAAAAACUGAAGAGCUCCUGUCUGCCAAAAGACGUCUCAGGUCUGCGUCGGGUGUCCUUCCUCCAAUCACAAGGUCAGUUGCCUCACUUUUAAGCUGUCCACAAAAAUUGGCAUGUGGGCUUGUGUACAACUCUGUCAUUUUUAACUGAUAAGCCAUGACAUUUUUAACUGAUAAGCCAUGACAUUUUUAACUGAUAAGCCACGACAUUUUUAACUGAUAAGCCACGACAUUUUUAACUGAUAAGCCAUGACAUUUUUAACUGAUAAGCCAUGACAUUUUUAACUGAUAAGCCAUGACAUUUUUAACUGAUAAGCCAUGACAUUUUUAACUGAUAAGCCACUGUGCAUUUUAAUUUUGGUGAGUGAAAUCGGCUCAAUAUAUUUGACUGUUGCUUACAGUGAAGAGCAAGAUAAAAUUGAGGAGCAGAGGAAAUGGGUGGAUGCCGAGGUGGAGAAAGUCUUGGAGCAACGGAGGCAGAAUGAGGAGCUUGAACAGGUCAGUGGGCAUUUUGUCUUAAAGCAAUCGGACAACAUUUUGUUCAUUUAUCAUCGUAUAAUUUCAAGUUUAUGGGUUAUUAGUUGAGUUCUUUGAAAAAAAAAAAAACAAAUUUCCUCUUUAGUAGCAACAGUAAGAGAUUAUUUUAAUAUAAAGAAAUGUUCACUAAAUAAAUAGAGAUUUUUAACAAAAAAUCACUCCCAUUACUGGGGUACUCUAACCUGUAGGUCUAUACCUGAGCUGUAGUUGUGAAACAUAUUUUUAAUAAUGAAGAAAUGUUCACUAAAUAAAUAGAGAUUUUUAACAAAAAAUCGUUCCCAUUACUGGGGUACUCUAACCUGUAGGUCUAUACCUGAGCUGUAGUUGUGAAACAUAUUUUUAAUAUAAAAAAAAAAAUACUCUCAACAAUUUAAUGAAUAUCACUGUUUAUAAAAAAAAAAUUACUUUAGUGAAACUGUGUUAUAAAAUAAUGCAAAGUAAGAACCUCAUGUUUGUUUAAGGAACUGAGGAGAAGGGAGGCAAUCAUAGCCAAGAAAGAAGCCAUUCUGGCAGAGAAGAGUGAGCUAGAGAUGAGGAAAAUGAGGUCAAGUCAGGCACUCAACAAGGUCAGUUGCAAUUCAUGUAAGGCCAAGGUCAUGGGAUGUGAGGUUGGCCUCAUUUAAAUAAUUGUAUUACUGUCUGAAUUUUUAUUUUUCGCUUUGGUUGACUUGGAUUGUCUCCCAUCUUUGAAUGAUUGCCUCCCCUGUCCUACAGAGUAUGCUGUCCCUGUCCUCAAAGCUGGACACGGUGGAGAGAAAGCUGGACGAGAAGAAGAAGGAACUGCCAGAGGUGACGGAAGACAGGAAGUUGCAGGUGAAGGAGGAGAUCCACAAGCUGAGGCACACGAGGGACAAGCUCAACAAACAGCGGGCGCAGCUGGACGAGAAACUGAGCGAGGGGAAACUUUUGUCAGUGGAGGAGGAGAGAAGGUAAGGCAUUGUGUGUUUAGCGGGAGGGUAGUGUUAGAAGGGUCUGUUUAGUGGACGUCUAGUGUUAGAAUGGUUUAUUUAGUGGGUGUGUAGUGUUAGAAUAGUCUGCUUAGUGGGAGUGUAGUGUUUGAAUGGUCUAUGUAGUGGGAGUGUAGUGUUGGUAUGGUCUAUUUAGUGGGAGUGUAGUGUUGGUAUGGUCUAUGUAGUGGGAGUGUAGUGUUAGAAUGGUCUGUUUAGUGGGAGUGUUGUUGUGGCAAAUGGAGGAGAGGAAGUAAGGCAGCUAGUGUUCAGUGGGUGUGUUCAGUGGGUGUGUUCAGUGGGUGUGUACUGUUGGCCAGUGGAGGAGAGCUGUUUAGUACUGGAAUUUUUGGCGAUGUUGGAACAUGGGAGUUGCACCUGCCGUGACAUCAAAACUGAGAUGUGUAUCAUGAAAUCUCACCUUUUUUUUUUCUUUCUUCUUCAGAUUGAUAGAAAUGGAUGAGGCUAUUGAAGCCCUGGAUGCAGCCAUCCAAUACAAAGAUGAGAACAUCCACAUCCGCCAGAUGGAAGUCAGACAGUCAUCUCAAGCUCUUGCACAGGUGUGAGACAUUUUCUGUCUAUUAUUAUGUAGAAACUUUUGCCAUGGACCACAAUUAUCAUGGCCUGAAAUUGAAUGUAAUAUGGGUGAUUUAUAAGGGGAUAGAGUAAAGUAACAAAGGUUAAUGGAAUAGCAGCAGCUACUUAAUUUGAACACUGGGCUCAUGUGCCCUGGGGGGGGGGGGUAUGCACAGUAAGCCAAUUCUGACCAUUUUUACGAGCUGAGAUAGAGUAAAGUAACAAAGGUUAAUGGAAUAGCAGCAGCUACUUAAUUUGAACACUGGGCUCAUGUGCCCUGGGGGGGGGGUAUGCACAGUAAGCCAAUUCUGACCAUUUUUACGAGCUGGCUUGUGUUGAGCUGGCUUGCGUUGAGCUGGCUUGUGUUGAGCUGGCUUGUGUUGAGCUGGCUUGUGUUGAGCUGGCUUGUGUUGAGCUGGCUUGUGUUGAGCUGGCUUGCGUUGAGCUGGCUUGCGUUGAGCUGGCUUGUGUUGAGCUGGCUUGCGUUGAGCUGGCUUGUGUUGAGCUGGCUUGUGUUGAGCUGGCUUGUGUUGAGCUGGCUUGUGUUGAGCUGGCUUGCGUUGAGCUGGCUUGUGUUGAGCUGGCUUGUGUUGAGCUGGCUUGUGUUGAGCUGGCUUGUGUCGGGUCAUUUUAGUUUCCUUUGGAACUCUUCUGUCGACAGAGUGAAGAAAACUUAAUUCAGCGCCUCAACUCCCUGACCACGGUUGAAAUCCGCGCCCUGCUUUCCAGAUACUUUGACAAAGUGGUCUGCCUGAGAGACGGGGAGCGGAAACUUCAUCUCAAGUGCAGUGAAAUGGAGGUACGAAGUCAGAAGUUUAUUUUCUUUCAAAUUUAGAAUUUUUUUUUUUUUUUAUCUUUAAUAUUAUUGUAAAUAGAAUAUCAUUCUCCAUAUCAGUGGUGUACAAUCUUGGGGUUGUAACCCAUUUUGGGGUGUUACAAGGAUCUUUCCCCAAUUUUUAGUAAAUUGGGGGUCCCCAUAAAUUCUUAGUGGGGUGGCCCUCAAAAAAAUAUUUGAGCACCACUGCACCACACAAUAAAGAGCUAAUAUUCCUCAUUUAGGAGAAAUUAUAAAGUGUUGUCUCCCAUAAAUAAAUUCAAUAUUUUGGAAAAUGACUAACAAUCUGAUACAGACCAUUCUUUAGAAAGCACAUGUACAAAUUUAAAAAAAAUAUACAUCAUAAAUAAAAUGUACACAGUUGUGGGCAUAAACUUCCUACACUUAUUAAAUAUGUUCUAAGAUUAGAAAUAGACUCUGAAUUCAGCGUUUCUAUGUGGAUUUCAAAGGAAAUAAGAAUUAGAAAUUUACAGAGUGUGUAUAAAGUUGGUUUAUUUAAAUUCAAGAUGUUCGAAAAGGCCCGACACUAGGUUAAUGAAUAAAAUUAUACCACUGAAGCCAGAUCUUUAUUUGUGGUGCAGGUUUCAAGGCACACAUCACAAGUAUUUUUGACCUCAGUGAUGUCAUGUCUUCCUACAGGUGAAAACUGAUGAGCAAGAGCGCCUCAUCCGGGAACUGGAAGGCGCACUGCAGAGGUCAGCACUGGAGCUGGACAGGAAGUUGACACAGCAGCAGAGGGAGUAUGAGCAGAAGAUCCAACUACUGAUGCACCAGCUGGCCGAGAUGGGAAGUGAGACGAACGGCCCGGCGACGGAGCUCAGUAAAGACAAGUGAGACAUCUGCUUUGUCUGCGGAACUUUUUUCUAUUUGGUUUUAUCACACAUUUUCACCAUUUAGUCCAAAUGCAAUUUUUUUUUUUUUUACUAUUUCAUUCACAAGGCUUGAACCCAACAUCAUCCUUUAAAAAUAAUACAUUGUUUAUUUUUACUAUGAAAUUGUUUUUUUUGCAUUUUUUUUCUAUGCUCGCUAGUUUUGCUAGUGCUCAUGUGCUGUUUUGGUUGGCUUUGUUUCAUUUAAAUUUUGAAGUUAACUUCAAAUGAAUGCACACUUAUAUUCACUUGUUUUUCCCCAGCAAAAUACUCAACCUGGAAAAAGAUCUUUACUACUACAAGAAAACAGCAAGAGAUUUGAGGAAAAAAAUUAAAGAACUCCUCAGCAACGGCAUCAUCUCAAGUCAGGGUUAGUGUUUUUACAGUAGUGACGUGACAACCUCAGAAUAUUUACAUUUCUUUCAACAUUUGACAGCACACAUCAUGCUUUCACAUCAGACAGGAAGCAGAUAAAUAUUCACUUUUGACAGCUAACAAAAAAGGAAAUAUUACAACAUUUUACAGACAACAUUUAAAAAUAUUGCCAGGGGAAGCUAAUUUAAAAUGAUUCCCUGACUAAUUAUUGUUGUAAAAUGUGUUGUUGUGUCUUGUUUUUUUGUUCAUGAAGUUGUGUUAGCUAUUUCUUUCAUAAAGGAAACAGAAAAUAAAAAUGCACUUUAGAAGUGUUAAAUUUUUUUGUAGAAAAAACAACAAACAAUCUCACAAGAAAAACGAGUCAUCGUAGAUAUAAUUUUUUUUUAAAAUGAAUGACGUUUGCAUUUAUUUUCUGCCCUCAACAGCUGCUGAAGACGUUGGACUGGUCAGCAUGUCUGCUCAAAGUAUUGACUCUGAGGUGGCCACCCCGAGGUACAGCGUCCAGUCACAGCCCAACCACCAGCAGAAUCACCACCACCAUCACCACAACCACCAGCCCCGCCAGAACCACACUGGCCCCAGGAACACAUUAAACAGGUUCACAUCAUCAACCGCAACAGUGCUAUAUUAAACUACUUAGGCUGCUGAGCUGACGUUGAACUAAAAAAAAAAAAAUUAACACAAUUCUUGAUUUUAACAAAGUCCCAUAAAAAAAUGUGUUAAUUAUAAAUUUGUGAAAUAAAUUUACAGUAGACAUUUCUUAUUUUACAUAUCUUAUUACAUUUAUUUAUAAUGUUACCUGCACUUGAGGCUCUCAGUAAAUAACGAAAUACCUAAGACUGGUAGCAAAUCUGGAAUAAAAAUUUCAGUGUUAACAAAAAAGUAUGUGAAAUAACAUACUAUUAAUCGUUGCCAGAUAUUAUUAAAGACUGGCUUAAGUUUGAAUUUUUAUGUGCACUGUGUAUAAUCUCAUGUGUCAUUUUAUAAAAUUAUUUCUUUCAGAUCCAAGGAGAAUUCAAAUGGUAGUGCGGCUCCCGACGCAGAACAUACUUCGCGACCUACAUCCUCCCGAGCUUCGGUUGGAGCAUCGGAGGGUCCAAACAUCACCACAUCAUCCCGCCCCUCAUCACGCACACAUCAUUCAGCAUUCCAGGAGCCCCACACCAACACAACUCCCUUAAAGAUAUCCAGACGCGACCUAAGACCCAUGUCAGAAGCAGAAGUUUCCCUCCGCAGGUCCAACCUGUCCACCAGAAGUCACACUCAGACACCCCGAGGUGAGCUCAGCUUACGCAUUUAACUACCUAUCAUAUAAAUUUUAAUUAAAUUACUUUUAUAUUGCUAUGACCGCAGGGUGAACGUGACGGGCAAUUUUUAUGAUUUUUUUACAGCGUUUGCUUUUUUAGAGACCAAAAACGAAUCACUGAUAAUAUGAGUUAUAUUACCACUGAGGUGAACAGAUUUUUUUAAAAAUUAAAUUUUGUAACUAAUUAGAAAAAGUUUGACAAAAUACUAAUAGGUUAAAAACAUGUGACACAAAUGCAGGGUGCUAAGACAGUUGACAGUGCAGGGUGCUUAGACAAUUGUCAGUGCAGGGUGCUAAGACAGUUGACAGUGCAGGGUGCUUAGACAAUUGUCAGUGCAGGGUGCUAAGACAGUUGACAGUGCAGGGUGCUAAGACAGUUGACAGUGCAGGGUGCUAAGACAGUUGACCAAUCUUUCAAUAAAUUAACACAAACAUCAAACAGCAAAAGAUAAUGCAAGAUAAAAGUCCAAACCAUUUAUUUUCAGAUUCCUUAGAAGAUGGAGGUCCUUAUCCCUGGGGAUAACUACCUGGAUCCCCGCUAGUGACUGGAUCAGUUGUUCCGUCACAGGACCCUGUAAAGUUUUGCCAUCACAGAUAGAGAUCGGCCUCUACGGUUUGAUGAUAGGAAACUCUUGGAAAAAUCAACGCCUCUUGAAACCCAUUUGCUACUGUUCCAGAGCAUUAGCUUUUUUUUAAAUGGUGGCCGGUUGAUAGAUUUUGUAACGAAGUCAGAUGUAAAAACAUAUCGUCCCCGAUCUUACACACACACGUUUUCUUUUGCCGUCCUUAUACUACGUAUUGGUGUUGUCUCCCAUAGCUGAACUCUUAGGUUGUGACCUGUAAAGUGUUCUUAUUUAACGGGUGACAAAGUGUGUCCUGACAACCUUCCCUUGAUUUUUUAAAUUGUUUACCAAAUCAUUAAUUCCAUUUUGAAUAAGACUUCUGGUAAAGCACCAGAACAGAAAUGGAUGAAUAUAUUAAGUGCCAUGCAUUCAAUACUUUUUU
Molecule: messenger RNA, 23092 nt
Organism: Lymnaea stagnalis (great pond snail)
Lineage: Eukaryota; Metazoa; Mollusca; Gastropoda; Lymnaeidae
Source: the annotation of a GenBank genome assembly